AUUUAAAAUAGAGAAGAAUGAAAGCUUCCACAAUUUAUGCGGCCGAAGUUUGCUCCCCCCCCUCCAUGAUCCCGUAACAACAACACAUACACAUUCCUAAUUUCCAUCGGAAAUGUCAAAACAAAUCCUCUUUUCUUUCCAUGUUGAAUCCAAAAUCUUCUAUCUUUUUCUCCUUAUUGCCUUUCAUGUCUAAAUGAUUUUUCCCCUGAGGCACACCAACUUUUCUGAGUUUUGUUUGGAGUAAAGAUAGGAGAGAAAAGUGAAAAUGUUGCAUAGAGCUGCGAGCAAUGCGUAUUCAUGGUGGUUGGCCAGCCACAUCAGAACAAAGCAAUCAAAAUGGCUGGAACAAAACCUUCAAGAUAUGGAGGAAAAGGUGGCAAGUGUGCUUAAACUCAUUGAAGAAGAUGGAGACUCCUUCCGCAAGAGGGCAGAAAUGUAUUAUAAGAAGAGGCCAGAACUGAUAAACUUUGUUGAAGAAUCUUACCGGGCUUAUCGUGCCUUGGCUGAAAGGUAUGACCACAUUUCAACAGAGUUGCAAAAUGCCAACAACACCCUUGCUUCCUGUUUUCCAGAUCAAGUUCCUUUUAUGGAUGAUGAUGAUGAUGAUGCCUCACCAAGGUUCCCAAAGAAGCCUCCAGAAAUGCCAAAAUCAAGUAAUAUCCCCAACGUUCCAAAGGGUAAACCUAAAGAUUUUAAAGGCCUUAUAACUUCGGCCACAAGGAAACUGCAGCCUGAUAAGUUAUCAAAGGCAGCAACUGAUCUUGCAGCUGCUAAAUCUGGCAUGAGUAAGGAUGAAGGGCUUGCGAAAAUUGAUAAGCUUCAAAAACGGAUCCUAGCUUUGCAAACGGAGAAGGAGUUUAUUAAGAGUUCUUAUGAAAGUGGACUGGCAAGAUACUGGGACACUGACAAAGAAAUUGUACAAAUGCAAAACAAGAUUUGCAACUUGCAAGAUGAAUUUGGUGCAGGUAAUGUCAUUGAAGAUGAUGAAGCUCGGACCUUGAUGGCAGAAGCAGCUCUGAAAUCAUGUGAACAGACAUUAGCCCAGCUUCAGGAGAAACAGGAAAGAUCAGCUGAGGAAGCAGAAGUGGAACGCAAAAGGAUAAAGGAUGCUUGGCAAAAGGUGAGGUCUAUAAAGCAAGAGUUUCUCCCAAAUGAAGUCAGUGAGGAAAUGCAACCUGAAGAAGAUAAACCAGUGAAAGCACAAGAGAAAGCAGAAAGAUCAAAGCAAGAGGUGAAUGGAGUCAGUCAGGACAGGAGGGACUUAGAGAUGUUGCAAGAGAAGAUAAAGGAACACUUUGAGGAUGAGUUUAGUGAAAAUCCUGCUGUGUCAGAGAUGGCGGAGAAAAUUGAUGAACUUGUGAACAAGGUGGUUAGCUUAGAAACUGCAAUCUCAUCACAGACAGCCCUUAUUCAGAGACUAAGAACAGAAAGCGAUGAGCUUCAAGUCCAUAUCCAGGCCUUGGAGGAUGAUAAGGCCACCCUUAUUGAUGAUAAAGACAAUUUGAGAAAGAAGUUGAAGGAAAUGGAGGCAAAGUUGCGCAACCUGCAGGAUCUAAACAAGAAUCUUGAAGACAAAAAUAACUAUCUCCAAACCAAUUUUAGUGAAGCACAAUGCAGUCUCGAGCACUUGACUGAGAAACUGCACAGCUUGAAGCUCGAUAUGGAACUUGAAGUCACAGUUUCAUCAACAGGAAAUAAGAGCUCUCAAGAGGAAGCCAAAUCAAAGAAGGAAAUGAUUCCUAGUGAUGGUUUCAAGAAGCCAAAGAGUGUGAAAUUAGAUGAGGAGCUUAAGGUUUUGGGUUCGUCACAACAGGAGAAUCCUCCAGCUGAAUCCAAAUCCCAGGAAGAGUUUGAUGAACAAGAACAUGUGAAAAAGAAUCCUAGCGAUGCAAACAAGAGUGUGCAAGUUGUAAAAGCAGAGGAGGUACCCAAGGUCCCAAUUGAAGCCAUGUCCCAGAAAGAUGAGCAAGAAAGUGAAAAGAAGCCUGGUGAUGGCCAUGGGAAGGUGCAAGUUUUGAAGGCAGAAGAGGAACUCAAGGUUCCAGCUGCAGUCAAAUCUAAGGUUGUGAAUGCAGAGGAGGGGCUUAAAUUCCCAGUUGAAGCCAAAUCUCAGAAAGAGUUUGAUGGGCAAGAACAAGCAAAGAAUCCUAGUGAUGGAAGCGACAAAGUGAAGGUUUCGAAGGCAGAGGAUGAGGUCAAGGUCACAGGUUCAUCAAAAAAAGAGAAGGAAUCACUGGGGGUGGAUGUCAAGAUGGAAGAGAGGAAGAAUACAACUAGUAGAAGUGAAGGAGGUGCACAUGAAGAACUUGAUAAGCCUUCAGAGAAAUAUCAAGAAUCAGAGCAACUGGCAACAAUGGAAAAUGAUGAGCCGGAUUGGAAGCAGAUGUUCCUAAAUGGUAUUGAAGAAAGGGAAAAGACAAUAUUAGGAAAGUACACAUCAGUUCUUCGAAACUUUAAGGAGACAAAGAAAAAGCUUAGUGAACUAGAGUCCAGUAACCAGAACAGCAUAUUUGAGUUGACUUUGAGGCUAAAAGAUCUGAAGAGUAAGAAUGUCAUGAAAGAUGAAGAGAUUCGAUCUUUACGUCAAAAGCUGAGCCUUUUUCAGGCAGGUGUUAGUGAAAACAAUCAUUCUGACUACCAUCAGUUCAUGGAUGGCCAACCAACUGAACUUGCUGUGACUUCUGAGAAAUCUGUGGUUGAAACCAUAAUAACUUUACCGGGAGAGAAAGAAGAAAAAGAAGAAAUCAAGGUGAUAUUUAUUGACCAGCCUCAGUCCAUUUCACCGAUUGAAGAAAAAUUCAGGAUGAGCAUUGAUGGGCUCCUAGAGGAGAACUUGGAUUUCUGGUUAAGGUUUAGCAUUUCAUUCGGUCAGAUACAUAAUUAUGAAACCUCAGUGAAGGAUUUACUAUUUGAGAUAUCGAAACUUGAGGAAAGACAUAAACAAGAUGGAAGUAGCACCUCAAAAUACUCUUUGAAAUCAGAUGUACGGCCAAUAUACAAACAUCUGAGAGAAAUACAAACUGAGCUAACCGUCUGGUUAGAAAAGAGUGUACUACUAAAAGAGGAACUCAAGAACCGGUUCUCCUCUUUGUGUGAGAUUCAAGAAGAAAUCACAAAAGCUUUGAAGGACAGUGCUGAAGAUGAUGACUUCAAGUUCACAAGUUACCAAGCAGCAAAGUUCCAAGGUGAGGUUCUUAAUAUGAAACAAGAGAAUAACAAGGUUGCAGAUGAAUUGCAGGCAGGUUUAGAUCAUAUAGCAACCCUGCAGCUUGAAGUUGAGAGGACUCUGGCAAAGUUGAAUGAAGACUUUGGGCUAGCUGGCUCAAAGAAUCGUCCUGGCUCUGGCCAACUGCAACACUCACAUAGCCAGUCUCGAGUUCCUUUAAGGUCGUUUAUCUUUGGUGUCAAACCUAAAAAGCCAAAGAAUUCCCUCUUUGCACUAAAUAAGAAGUACAAUGGAUUCAAAUCUGGAUCUAAAUAGGUACAAUUGUUUUAACAGUGCUUGGCAGUUCAUACCAUAUUUUUCUUCUGAGUUUUUUGUUGUUUGCUUUAGUGACAUAUACUUUGGCCGAAAACAAAGCAUUUCUCUCUCAUUUUAUUCUUGAAACUGGGGGAAAUGUAUGUUUUCUUUAUAUUGUAGAUGAUUUAUAGCUAUCAGAAUGAUAAGAAUACAUUUUGUUAAUUUGC
This is a messenger RNA of Rubroshorea leprosula, 3687 nucleotides long. NCBI's taxonomy places the organism in Eukaryota, Viridiplantae, Streptophyta, Magnoliopsida, Malvales, Dipterocarpaceae. The record is from the annotation of a GenBank genome assembly.